UUUGAAUUGUGAACUACGGAACGUUAGGCACUUUGCGGCUCAUAAGCUCCCAUAGUGAUCACGGUGAUUGGUGAACUGCCAAUGUACUUCUUAAGAAGCAACUCAAUGGAUCUAGUCUUUGUGAUCUGAACUUUUGAGUGUGUUCAGAGCCGAUUUAUACAUAUCUAGUUGUCAGUUCUUUAAUGGCGAUCGCGAGUGACGGUCAGUGAAGGGAAAUUGACAUUAAAUUUAUUAUUUAGAACUUAAGUAGUUACCGUGUUUACAUAAACAUGACCGGAAUUUUACCCACAUACCAGCGAUUUGUAAAUGGAGUCCCCGUACCGUCCAUUUCUCGACGGUCUUUUCGACUUCGAGAGAAAUAUUUAAUCGUUUCUGUACUUUUGACAUUCGCAAUUGUAUGGUUAGGCGCACUUUUCUAUUUGCCAGAGUUCAAAAACUCGUCUAGUGUCAACGACAGUGUAUAUAAUGUGUACAAACGUAUCCAGAAAGCCGGUCCUGAGCUGCUUAUGCCACCGCCUGUUAUGCAUAACGAAGUGGGAGAGUUUGCUGCCGUGGGAAUCGUUCGUCACGGCGAAGAAGGGGAUGAUCCUCAUAUAGUCGAAGACAGAAAUCGUCUUCGUGCUAAGAUUGAAGAGGAUAUGGGUAUGAAAGUGUUGGAAAGGCCACAAUUUGAUGUAGCACCGUCCGCAUCGUCUUCCCGAGGUCCCAGCAAAGCCCCAGUGGAUGCUAUAGAGGAGCCUGCAGUAGAUAACAAUCCUGGUAAUAAAAAUGCAUCACCUGAAGGUCUCAAGGAACUGGAAGGUGCAGAAAAUAAAUAUGUACCUGUUCCUUUGAAGCCAAAUGCAGAUCCUGAGCUGAAGAAAAAAGUGGAUACUGUGAGAGAGAUGAUGCGUCACGCGUGGAACAACUACAAGCUAUACGCGUGGGGUAAGAAUGAACUGAAGCCGAUAUCGAAGCGCGCGCACUUGUCGAGUGUGUUCGGCGCGGGAGACCUCGGCGUGUCCAUCGUCGACGGUCUGGACACCCUGUACCUCAUGGGCCUUACUGAUGAGUUCAAAGAAGGACGGGACUGGGUCGCUGAACAUCUACACUUCACUGAUAUAGACUCUGAUCUGUCAGUAUUCGAGACUACGAUCCGAUUCGUCGGCGGUCUGCUGUCGUGCUACGCGCUCACUGGCGACGUGGUGUUCAGGGACAAGGCUGCCGAGGUGGCGGAUGCUCUGCUACCUGCCUUUGACACACCUACUGGACUACCAUUCUCACUCAUCAACCCCUCCACUAAGGCUAGCAGACAGUAUCAUUGGGCGGGACCCAACAGUAUACUUUCAGAGAUCGGGACUUUGCACAUGGAGUUUUCUUAUCUCAGUGACGUUACCGGUCGUGAUGUUUACAGAAAGAAGGUGGAUCGUAUCCGAGAGGCGCUGUACAACAUCGAGAAGCCUGGCGACCUCUACCCGAACUACAUCAACCCUCGCACCGGACAGUGGGGACAGAGGCACAUGUCGCUGGGCGCGCUCGGCGACUCCUUCUACGAGUACCUGCUGAAGGCGUGGCUGGUGUCGGGGCGCGCGGACGAGCAGGCGCGCGAGAUGUUCGACGUGGCGAUGCAAGCCGCGCUCGACAAGAUGCUGCGCGUCUCGCCCAAUGGACUCUCCUACCUCGCGGAACUUAAAUACGGUCGAGUUUUGGAGGAAAAGAUGGAUCAUUUGUCCUGCUUUGCUGUACUAUCGACCUUCGAGAGCUACUUCAUCAUGUGGCGGCUCACCAAGGACCAGAAGUACCGCGACUGGGGCUGGGAGGCGGUGCAGGCGCUGGAGAAGCACUGCCGCGUGGAGGGCGGCUACACGGGGCUCAUGAACGUGUACCACAAGAAGCCGCAGGGCGACGACGUGCAGCAGAGCUACUUCCUCGCUGAGACACUCAAGUACUUAUACCUGCUGUUCUCCGACGACACGAUGAUCCCUCUAGACGAGUGGGUGUUUAACACGGAGGCCCAUCCCCUGCCUGUGAAGGGUAAGAACCCUCUGUACCGAGCUGCGGACAAACCGGAACACGUCAAGGAUGAAAAUCAAAUAUAAACGAUGACGUCACUGUGACAUUCUGACACUGCCCUGUAUAUAUGUGGGUAUGUCCGCAGUGUGAAGUAAUUUAACAGUUAUUUUGUAAUUCCCAUCACAAUUAAUAUAAUCCUCUCUGAAUUUGUGUUGCAUUUAUCGAAACUUAAUUUUUACAUAGAAUUGAUCUUAACUUUAAAGUAGUUUUUGUAUAGAUUGGAAAUUAUGUCCUUUUUAGCGAUUUUAGAAUGUAUCUGCAUAUUUGGUGAUGAAUAAACAUUUUAUAGCAACAAAGUGAUAUUAUAGUUAUUAAUUUUAAACAAAAAAGCUUUGUAAAUUAUAUCAAAGUAUGUUUUCUUUAUAGUUUUAGUUACAUAUGAUAUGUAAAAACUAUAUGUAACUUGGACACUUCUAACCUGUUUGUAAUUCUAUUUAUUAAUUUCUAUAAAAGUUUAAAUUUUUACAAUCACCAUAAUAUAAGUUGUACUUUUUUGUAUACUUGUGUGUCAAUUAAAGUACAUUUGU
Molecule: messenger RNA, 2579 nt
Organism: Papilio polytes (common Mormon)
Lineage: Eukaryota; Metazoa; Arthropoda; Insecta; Lepidoptera; Papilionidae
Product: mannosyl-oligosaccharide alpha-1,2-mannosidase isoform A-like
Exons: 10
Coding region: 270-2078 (602 amino acids)
Biological process (GO): N-glycan processing; carbohydrate metabolic process
Cellular component (GO): Golgi membrane; endoplasmic reticulum
Molecular function (GO): mannosyl-oligosaccharide 1,2-alpha-mannosidase activity; calcium ion binding
Source: RefSeq, a predicted model, not a curated record